Meloidogyne enterolobii is the source of this 412-nucleotide messenger RNA. The record is from the annotation of a GenBank genome assembly. Lineage: Eukaryota; Metazoa; Nematoda; Chromadorea; Rhabditida; Meloidogynidae.
UAUGAGUAGCAAUAGUCAACAUAAAGUUUUGGCAUCUAGCAGUAUUUCAAUUUCCAAAAAUGAAAAUUUAAUAGAAUCGACUACUACCGGAAAUGAAUUGAUGAAUGUGCCGGAAUGGGCUUGGUGGACGUUCUUUGCCUCUUUAAUUUUGGUGCUCUUUUUCCUCCUUCUCGACUGGCUAAUUAUUCGACGUAAUGCUUUCGGUAUUGGAUCAUCCUCUUCUUCCUCCUCUUCCCCAUUUUGUCUCCUCUCUUUUAGAAAACAACACAAAAGGAGUGGGGGAUUAAACAGCUAUGCUGGGGGUGCUAAUGAUUGGCAAGGAGGUGCACAAGGGGGAAAUUUGCCCAGUGGUCAAGCAGGUGGACUGUUUGGGCAUCACAAACGUAGCACAAAUAUGGUGCUGUCUGUUUAA